AUGAAGUUCACUAACUCCGUUGCCGUCACCCUCGCCACGGCGGGCUCCCUGGUGGCCGCCCACGGCCACGGCCACGCUCACUUCCACAAGCGCGCUGUUGAGACCGAGACCGAGACCGCGGUCACGGCCGGUCCCACCGUCUACGACUUCGUUGUCCUCGACCCCAGCAAGUCUGGUACCCCUGAGCACAUGAGCGUCGAUGAGGCUUGCUCUCUCCUCGCCAAGCACGAGCUCGAAUGGCUUGGCAAUGCUAUCCCCAAUGCUUGCCCGACCAGCACCAGCACCAGCACUCCCGUGAGCACCUCGACUGCUGCUCCCACUACCACCAUCGCUGCCCAGGUUCUCCUUGAGACCUCCGCCGCUAUCACCCCCAGCUCCUCCAGCACCAGCACGGUGGUCCCCACCACCAGCGCUGCCAGCUCCACCAGCUCCGCCGCUUCCAGCAAGUCCAGCAAGACCAGCUCCGUCACUGGUAUCACCGCCGAGUUCCCCAGCGGUGAGAUUGACUGUGGCACUUUCCCCUCCGACUACGGUGCCGUUGCUCUCGACUACCUCGGCCUCGGUGGUUACUCUGGUAUCCAGUACGUUACCAUUGCCGACGCCGUCAUUAGCGAGAUCGUGACCGCUGUCACCGGUGACUCCUGCACCAGCGGCGCCAUGUGCUCGUACGCCUGCCCUGCCGGUUACCAAAAGUCUCAGUGGCCCCUCACCCAGGGUGCCACUGGCCAGUCCAUCGGUGGUUUGGAGUGCAAGAACGGCAAGCUCCACCUGACCAACACCGAGUACAAGACUCUCUGCAUUGAGGGCACUGGUGGUGUCAACGUUCGCAACGAGCUCGGCGACCAGGUCGCUGUUUGCCGUACCGACUACCCCGGUACCGAGUCCGAGACUAUUCCCCUCUCCGCUCUUGCUGGUGAGGAGCACCCCCUGACCUGCCCCAACGGUGCCACCUACUUCAAGUGGGAGGGCAAGAUCACCUCCGCUCAGUACUACGUCAACAACAAGGGUGUUUCCGCCGAGAAGGGUUGCCAGUGGGGUGACGGCUCCGAGCCCAUCGGUAACUGGGCCCCCAUGAACCUGGGUGUUGGCUACUCUGCCGGCUCCACCUGGUUGUCCAUGUUCAAGAACGAGCCUACCACCUCUGCCAACCUGGACUUCAAGAUCAAGCUGGUUGGUGACGACCUGAGCGACAACUGCCGCUACGAUGGUGCCGGUAAUUUCUACAACAACGCCGGCCUGAUCACCUCUGGCAACGGCUGCACUGUCAGCUCCUCCUCAGGCAACGCCUACUUCGUCUUCUACGAAUAA
This is a messenger RNA of Penicillium subrubescens, 1308 nucleotides long. RefSeq names its product SUN family protein UTH1 (gene sun1). The transcript has 2 exons. NCBI's taxonomy places the organism in Eukaryota, Fungi, Ascomycota, Eurotiomycetes, Eurotiales, Aspergillaceae. Gene Ontology annotation, cellular component: fungal-type cell wall; cell surface. Gene Ontology annotation, biological process: fungal-type cell wall organization. The record is from RefSeq and is a predicted model, not a curated record. Bases 1 to 1308 code for a protein of 435 amino acids.